AUGCCCAUCUCACAUAAAGGCCUGUCUCUCGGGACCGAAACAAUGGAGCCUCCGCCGGUCGACGCACCUCUCAAAACACUGCACAACUUCUACUGGUCGUCGCACAAGGAGCCGCAUGCAAUCCGGAGGCACGCAAUCUUGAAGUCCCAUCCACAGGUGAAAAAACUUAUGGGACAUGAACCGCGCACCAAGUUCAUCGUGGUUGGCGUGGUGGCACUGCAAUGUACGGUUGCAUACCUGCUGCGCAACACGCAUCCCCUGAGUCUGAAGUUCUGGCUGUGUGCAUACGUUAUCGGCGCAACUGCUAACCAGAAUAUUUUCCUUGCAAUCCACGAGCUUUCGCACAACCUUGCGUUCCGCAAGCCUUUGCAUAACAAACUCUUUUCUGUCUUCACGAACACGCCGAUCGGUGUCCCAUAUGCCGCGUCUUUUGCGCCUUACCACCAGCUUCAUCACAAGUUUCUGGGUGACGAGGUUUACGACACGGACAUUCCCACCAAAUUCGAGGCGUUGGUUCUAUCUAACGUGUUGGGUAAGGCAUUUUUCGCCACAUUCCAAAUCUUCUUUUAUGCAUUGAGACCCAUGUUUGUUACAUCCAUCCCCAUGUCACUUCUACACCUUCUCAACGUUGUGUACCAGUUCACUUUCGAUUAUGUGUGGAUCCAUUCGUUUGGUUGGAAGUCAUUCAUGUACUUCCUGAUAUCCUCGUUCCUCGCCGGCUCACUUCACCCAUGCUCCGGACACUUUAUCGCUGAGCACUAUCUCUUGAACCUCGAAGAGGCGCUUGCAGGCGGCAAGCUUGCGCUCAAGCACACCCCUGCUGAAGAUGAGGAGAUUCAUUCCACUGAUAAGUCCAAGAUCAGCCGGGCUGAUGUUGAAUUUCAGCAUCGAUAUGCUCUGGAGACCUUUUCUUACUACGGCAUUUUAAAUGUGUUCACCUGGAACGUAGGUCUUCACAACGAACAUCACGACUUUCCCUUUGUCCCCUGGUCGAGGUUGUGGGAACUCAACAGGAUGUGCCCCGAAUAUUAUCAGGACUUACCCAAGCAUGAUUCUUGGUGUAAAGUUCUCUGGAACUUUGUUUUCACCGAUGAUGUGACUUUGUACAACAGGGUCAAGCGUGUUAACAAGGAACACAUGAAUUAG
Molecule: messenger RNA, 1146 nt
Organism: Lachancea thermotolerans CBS 6340
Lineage: Eukaryota; Fungi; Ascomycota; Saccharomycetes; Saccharomycetales; Saccharomycetaceae
Product: sphingolipid delta(4)-desaturase family protein
Exons: 1
Coding region: 1-1146 (381 amino acids)
Biological process (GO): ceramide biosynthetic process
Cellular component (GO): membrane
Molecular function (GO): sphingolipid delta-4 desaturase activity
Source: RefSeq, a predicted model, not a curated record